AUUGUCUGUAUAAGUGACGAAUGCCGAUUUGUCGGCGGUUUGUGACAGUUCCUUUCAUCGGCAUUUUUUUGUUAAAAUUAAAUCAAUGUUUAUUGAAUAAUUUAUAAUCUAUUUCUUUGAUUUUUUUAAUGCAUCACGAUAAAGUGUAUUAUUGAUUAAAAACAUUUUAGUAUACUAUCAUUUGAAAAGAAAGUGCAUGCAGCAGGUCCAAUGGAGCUGCAAGCAUUGCUAGUGUUGUGUGGUGUUGGAGUUGCGGGAGUAGCUGUUCUCCUACUCAUGGGCCUCUUCUCAACAUCAGGAACAAGCUAUGAAGAAGCUAUUGCUCAGCAACGAAAAGCAACAAGUGAACUGUUAGCUCUUGCUGAAAAUAAGUCAAAAAAUAAGAAAACAAACAAAAAAGCAAAUAAGAAGUUGGCAAAGAAAGAAAAGAACAAAGAAAACCCAACUGCAGCAACAGGAAGUGAACCUGAAAGUGAAGCACCAGCUGAGAGUGGAGUUGAAGACGAACCAGUAUCAGGAAAACCACAUGUUGAAUUUAGUCCACCUGUUGUUGUUGAGGUGCCAACUGACCCACCACUUAACAUCAAGAUUCGUAAACGCGGCAAGGAUUCUAAAGUAAAGCCGAUUCUUGUAAACAAAGAGGAUCCAAGCUGCGUUAGCGAUCCGAGCACGCUCCCCGAUACUACGGUUGCGCCAGUUGUCAACCAUUUCGAGGAGAUGCAACCUAAGGAUGAGUUCGAGUUGUUACAUUCUACACUCUCUGGGGACAAAGCAACUGAAGCUAAAGAAGAGAUUGUGGAGAAGAAAGAAAGCAAAGAGAACAAGACAAAGCAAGCUAAAGGAGGUGUAAAAGUGCAACCUAAACCUAUUGUGGAGGCUGUUAAGGAUGAUGCUUCUCGUGAACGACGCAAUAGUGGGGAUGCUCCUAAAGAACAAAGAAAAGCAAAGAAAAUAGAGAAGAAGUCAGUGGAAGAGGGUUCAGUAGUUGAAGAGAUUGUGCCUCCACUCAAUGCUCCUCAGCCAAGCGAGCUAACAACUGAGAAACUCUUGAAGCAGGCGCUCGUAGCUGCACCUGUCCCAGCACCUUCGCCCCCAGCGAAAGGCAAGAAGAAGAAGGCUGAGCCCAAUGUCCUUUCACUUAUGGCGGGCGAUAGCGGCGGUGUAUCAGUGAGCGAACUGGUCCGAGUGGUAAAGGAAGCAUCUCUCUCUCGCACUGAGAUACAGAUCCUAACUGAUGCUUUGCUGAAUAAACAGCAUGAUCCUCUGCCCGAACAUUCUGAAUGGACUGAGGGCCCAAAUGAUCCCAUGCAAAAACUAAAGAAACAACUUGCUGACAAAGAAAAGGCACUUGCAGAUGAAAUCGAGGCAUCUCAAGCUUUGCACGCGAAACUGAAGGAAUUGAGGGGGCUGCUGAACGCGGAGCGCGGGCGCGCGGUGACGGCGAGCCGCGCGGCGGAGCAGGCGGCGGCGGCGGCGCGCGCCGAGGCGCACACGCUGCAGACGCGCCUGCAGCGCUUGCUCGACGACAACCACGCGCUCGCGCAGGAGAAGCUCCUUCUUCAAGCGAAAUUGGGCGAAGAAGGUGAAGCUCAGGCGCAACGAGUUCAAAUGGAAAUGCAUAUUCAAAGAUUAUCUGAGGCGGAGGCUGCGCUGGUGCAGCAGCUGACGGCGCUGCAGGCGGAGCUGAGCGCGCGCGUGCUGGAGGCGGGGCAGGCGCGCUGCGAGGCGGGCGCGGCGCGCGACUCCAUGAUCAUGGCGCAGCAGCACGCCGCCGACCUAGCGCAGCAGCUGCAGGAGGCGAACCGGCUAUACGCGGAACUGGAGCAGCAGCGGCAGUGCGCCGUGCACGCCGACCAGCUCGCGCAGCAGGAGCUGCGCCAGACGCAGCAGCGGCUCGCCGAUCUCCAAAACGAAGUUCAAAGAUUAACGGCUCGUGCGCAGACAGCUGAGAACAGUUUAGAUAAGGUGAAGGAAGACUACGAAAAACAAAAGGAAGAGCUAUCAAAGGAGGUCGCUUCUCUUCGCGAACAAUUAGCGGCGAGGGAAAGUGAACUGGCUGAACUAAAAAUGAUGAAAAUUACACCCGCGCAAAAUGGCUUGCCGCUCAAUGAUGCGAAUGAACAACAAAAGGCAGCGGAAUUAGCCAAAGUGGAAAGUGUGGUGGAAGCCCUCCGUAGAGAGUUGAGUGCUGCUCAGGCUGACAACCAGCAACAGAAGGAACAGCUGGCUCAAUUGCUGCAACAGCUGGACCACUAUAAGGAGAAGAAUAAUGAGUUGCGAACUAAAAACUGGAAAGUAAUGGAGGCUUUACAAAGCGCUGAAAGAUCGCUGCAGGCUAAAGCGUCCAGCGCGUUGCCGGCCCAAGACACGGUCUCUGAAGCAAAAACGAAGGCUGAUGAAACAAAUUACAAUGAAGUAAUAAAUGUCCUGCGCGCCAUGUGUCCCGCAGCAGUUCCUGCAAACUCUUCCGGCUCUGAAUGGAUCAAAACGUUCGCCGAUAAUAUCAAAAACGAGUUACAAAAGAAAGAAGCCGAAAAGGCAUCCUUCGAAAAGUUACUAAAGGAAAAGCUAUUAGAAAAAGAAAAUGAAAAGAAACAGCUCGAGAGUGAGAUGCAAAAUAAACUUUUACAAAAAGAGAAUGAGAGGAAGAAAUUAGAGAGUGAGGUGCAGAAAAAGUUACAAGAGACUGAAAUUGUAAGAAAGCAGUUAGCGGACAGUUCGCAAAAGGCGCCCGCCGAUGCGAGACUCGGCGAAUUAGCCGCGCAAAACGAGCAUUUACAGGCCUUAGUUGAUAAAUACAAGAGAAUUAUUGAUGAUACGGAGGGUGUAUUAAGCCGGUUGCAACAGAACGUGGCCAUAGAGGAGAGCCGUUGGGCGCAGCAACUCGCCGACAAGCAGAAGGAGCUGGACGACCUGAAGCACAGGACUCUUUCACAGAUGCAGAACAAAAUUGAUCAACUGCAGAGUGAAUUGCAAAAAUCACAGUUUAAGAGCCGCAAUGUCACGUUUGCUGAGGCAGAACGACUUACAGAGGAAAAACUGAUAUCUAGUCUCUCAGAUAAACAUGAAAUCGACGUUCACAACGGUCCAUUAAAGGCAUCUCUGGGAGAGAAAUAACGAAUAGAAAAUUCACCACAAACAAGAAUAUUUGUACGCGAUCGUUGCAAGCGUUCGGUGCGCUCGCACGAGUGCAGGUAACGUAUCGGACACUUGAUAUACACUGCCGCUGCCAACUUGUUAAAAUUUUCUAACAGAAUUGUCUUAGCAAAUUUAUAUUGACUUUUGGCAAACAUUCGAGCUCCUUAGUUAACUUUUCCCACGUUAUUUAAAUACAUACAUUCUAAAUAACAUUUAGCAUCACUCUCAACGCCAUGUAGAAUUGAUAAGUGAGAUUACAAUUUCGUGCUUAUUUCUGUUACAUUGUAUGAUAAUUAUUGUGUAUAUAAAAUCCAUUUAAUUCUAAGGUAAAUAUGCGAAUUUUCAUAGUGUACUGAACAUUGUUUGCGAACACCCUCAGUUUUGUUAUUGACAUUCAUACUAGAUAAUUUUGCUCAGAGCUAAAUUAAUUGAAUUUUUAUAUAAUUUGAAAUGUUGAGUAGUGAUAUGAAAUAUAAAAGACAUUUGUAAAUGUAGAACUUAAUUGUUUUACAGUUGUUGCUUAGGGAAUUAUUUGAAAUUGUAUCUUUUUUAAUGUCAAAUGGAUUUUUUUUAUAUGUGAUGAUUUUUGGCGCAAUAUUGUAUACGACUUAGUUUUUUUAAUAAUUUUUGGUUGAUAUCGAAAUUUAUUUGUGUUAAUUUAUACGCUGAGGUCAUUGUUUCAAUUUGACCACAAAGAUGACGAAAUUUAUAUUUUCAUGAAAGUGGAACUGUGAUUUAAAUUACUAGUUACUUUAUGUUGUAGCAGACACUGAGAUACAAAACUUACUUCCUAUUAGCACUACCGAUACUGUUAGUGUUUGGCUCUUCAAGUAUGAACAUACUUUGAUGAUGUAAAGUUAAGUAAGUAAAGUGGUUUAUAUUAUUUAGACUAAAUAAAAAUUGACUAAUUAGAUGCGUAAAAAUUAUUAAGGCUCUCCCAUACAUAAGGUUGAUCUAACCCGGUUUUUUUAUACAUACGGAUUCUAAAUCAAACACAGAACCAUGAAUUACAAAAUUUGUUCAUUCAUUGUUCAUAUUUGUCGGGUCUCUUAAUAUAUUCUAGUAUGUGAGAGCCUUUAUAAUAUAGACUUGUUUAUUGUGUGAAAUUAGAUUUAGACGAAAAUUAUUGAUCGCCUACGCAGUCUUCUCGGUGAUACAAGUGCAAAUUGAUAUAAAAAAUAACUCGUCCUUAACUUUGAUUUAUAUCGUAUUUUUACCAUUUCGAUAUAAAACACUUAAUCAUAAUUAACAACUUUCAGAACAGAUCCCUGUGUUUACAUUUAAUUUAUUCUAUAUUAUGCAAUAUUUUCAAAAAAAAGCAAUUAUUUAGAUGUUUCAUUUUUUAUUAUUUAAAAUUAUAAGUUAUUCCGAAUUUAAUGAAACGCGUGUUUGGACAAUUUUAGGGAGUGUUAUUUAUUUUUAAAGAUUUAUUUAUAGCUUUUGUACUAGUGCAUAAUCAUUUUUCAGUGCCUUAGAAUAAGAUUUGAAUUUGAUAAGUCGACUGUUUUAUUUUCCUUUAAUGUAAUAAUAAAAUUAUAAAAUGCAUGUUAACAUUAAGUUUAAUAGUUAAUGCCAUUUUUAUUACGCUGAUAUAUUUGAACUAUUUAAACACGAAAUAACAUUUAAAGGGUAAAUGAACAUAUUUUAAGUUUUUAUUGCUCCAUUUACAUUUAAUCUGCUUUAACCUUGCUUUAUAAAUGACAUCGAUACACUCUAAAUUUAUUAAGAUCUAUACAGUAAUUAAUGAAAUAGCCAGCCUUAAAAUUUAGCACAUUAUUUUGAGGGGCAGAUUAUUCACGAAAGGCAUUGUAUUUCUAUUCAUAAAUAGACCAAAGCCUCUCAAUGCCUAAUCAAUGAAUCUAAUGAAAUCUUCCUGUUUCAUAUAACUAAUUAGUGUUUCAAUAGUGCAGUAUAUCAUGAAUUACUGUGUCAAAUGUCCAGAAUUGAAAUAUUUAAAACUAGACAUAAUGUUUAAACUUAAUGAUUUAUGAUAUAAUAAGAGGGGUCAUAUAAAGCUCGUAAUUUUUAGAUAAAGAUAUAAUCAAAUAAAAUAUUUCUACAACU
Molecule: messenger RNA, 5202 nt
Organism: Zerene cesonia (dogface butterfly)
Lineage: Eukaryota; Metazoa; Arthropoda; Insecta; Lepidoptera; Pieridae
Product: MAR-binding filament-like protein 1-1
Exons: 21
Coding region: 211-3117 (968 amino acids)
Cellular component (GO): endoplasmic reticulum membrane
Source: RefSeq, a predicted model, not a curated record